Molecule: messenger RNA, 2474 nt
Organism: Nicrophorus vespilloides
Lineage: Eukaryota; Metazoa; Arthropoda; Insecta; Coleoptera; Silphidae
Product: general transcription factor 3C polypeptide 3
Exons: 1
Coding region: 19-2388 (789 amino acids)
Biological process (GO): transcription by RNA polymerase III
Cellular component (GO): transcription factor TFIIIC complex
Molecular function (GO): protein binding
Source: RefSeq, a predicted model, not a curated record
UAAGAGACAACUUCAUGUAUGUUAUUUGUAUCACUUAUGUCUACUGCAAAUAACCUAAAAAUGGAUUCAAGUUUAGAAGUUGAAGCUAUGGAAAUGCAAGAAUAUAAUAGUGAAGAUUCUCAAAAAGUUGUGAGCAGUGAUGAAGAGGACGAAGAGGGUGAAAUCAAUGAGAAUAUUGAUGAGGACUAUGCAAAUGAGCUUGACUUUGAAGAUCAAAAGAAGAAAAAGUGGAAAAUACAGAAAUCAAAGCUGCCAAUCCAUUUGAAGGGACUGAUGGGUGAGGCUAAUUUAAGAUUUGCAAGAGGAGAUUGUGAUCUCUCUGAGAAAAUGUGUUAUGAAGUGAUCAGGCAACAACCUCAUGCAUAUGAACCAUAUGUGACUCUGUGCCAGAUUUAUGAGAACAAAGAUGAUGAUAAGAUGUUGCAGUAUUUGAGUAUAGCUGCACAUUUAAAAAGGGGUGAUGUUGAUCAGUGGAUGAGAUUGGGUCAACUGUACAUAACACGCAAUAAUAUUCCAGCAGCGGUAACCUGUUACUCUAGAGCUGUGAGCACUCAACCUGACAACUAUGAAAUACACUUAAAGAGAAUACAAUUAUUGGAACUACUCAAGGACCACAAAUUUGUGAUCAAAGCAAAGAUAAAGCUAUUAAAUCAAUACAAAGAAUGUGACCAUGAUGCUCUCAUGGAUUUAGCUAAAGAGUUGGCUGAAUAUUAUCAUAAAGAAAAAGAUUAUGCCAAGGCAAUUGAGAUGAUUGAAAUACCAUUUAAGAAAUGUAAACAAUACAUUACACCUGAACUUGUGAAUAUUUAUUUAGAGCUGUUGAUUUUGAUGGGCAAUUUUCCAAACUGCUUGGAUAUUUUUGUUCAGUACUGUAACAUUGAAAUGGAAAUACUUAUUGGCGAUGAUCAGAAGGUGGAAAUUAUCUCGUAUACGAUGCGACAAGAGAUAUUGAUUGAUCUGCAGAUUAAAUUCAUCAUCUGCUUGGUACAUUUGGAAUCUUACGAUUUAGUGGAUAAACUUGUAAAUCCGUUACUGGAUGACGAUAACAACGCUGAAAAUAUAGGAGAUUUGUUCUUAGACGUUGCCGAAGCCAUGAUGAAGAAAAAGCAACAUAUGAAAGCUCUCAAGCUGUUAGUUCCGCUGAUAAAAAGCAAAAAUUUCAGUUUGGCUGCCGUCUGGUUAAAAUACGCGGAAUGCCAGCGAGAAUGUAAUAUGGACGAACAAGCGAUCGAAAGCUACUACACUGUGGUUCGACUUGCGCCACAGCACAUCGAAGUAAAGAUCCCGUUAAGUGAUCUUCUUUUGAAAGUGGACAAGGUUAGGGAGGCUUUAAAAGUUCUGCGACAGAAUACGGCGGAGACCAACGAAGUUGACGUCCCAGUUGCUAUGAAAAGAAUGCGUUUAUUGAUGAAAAUAAAGAAGAAUGAAGAGCUCUAUAUGGAGUUUGAAACAUUUCUCCGACGGCAUUGCUUGGUUAUUGCUCCUGAUGAAGCCGAGCUACGUAUUCUCACUUUCCGAGUGAGUGUACGCGAGAAACUCAACAAGAUACGUGAACUGAGAAACCUGAGGGAUGAAGACCUCUGCAAUUUUUUCGAAAGUUCACGUGAGCCCUCCGUCGAGGAGGAAUAUGAUUUUUUCCUGGAGAUCAUGAACUACAGUUACGUCAAUCGGCACUUUGAGCAAAUGAAAAGGUUCGUCUUCAACGCUCUCAGCUCCACAAGGUUCAAAAAUUAUACCAGCGACUUGCAUGCAAUGGUCUUAUACGCAUGCAUGUUUUUGAAGGAACAUAGCUGGCAAAUAGCCAAACAAUCGGUGAGCUCGAAGAAUGGCAAAAAUAAUCUGCUGUGGAAUAUUUACAAUCAAACGAUGCUGACGUUCGUCGAUUCCAGGCAGAAUCGAUUCUUGAUGCUGUACCCUAACUUGGCCAUCACUAAAGUAUUAGAGGCAAAUAUUGCCGUGUCUUCGGGAAUGUACAAGAUUGCCAUCAUUCAUUUGCUACCAUUGCUCAAGAACCAGCCUACUCCUUUUGUAUAUCUGCUGCUGGGCAGCGUCUUUCUCCAAGUCACAAAUCAAAAGAGGCAUGAGGGUAAGAAAGAUCUGACGCAAUGUACAUAUGGCCUUUUUCAUAAUUACGCGAAGAAUCGCGGUAAAUUAGCUUAUCAAGAGGUCUGCUACAACCUUGGCAGAUUGUACCACCAGUAUGGCAUACUACAUCUAGCUAAACAUUAUUACCUUCAAUGCUUGGAGUACACAAAUUCUCUGAUAGACGAAUAUCCAGAAAUAUUAAAUCUUCAGCGAGAAGCUGCAUUCAAUUUGUGCCUAAUUUACAGGGACUCUGAAAAUUUUAUUGGGGCUAGAAAUAUUAUGAUCAAAUAUCUGACAAUAUAAAUAUUUAUUUGGAACACAACAUGUGCUUAACUUACAUUGAAGUUGUUAUUUUGUAAUAUAAUUUAAAUAAAAUAUAACAUUUCUCA